UCCAACCGGGGAUCCUGUGAUCUAUCGAUCGCCCGCCCGGCGCAUGCAUCCAUCCAGUUAUUUAUGGCCACCUGGACCAAGCUCUGAUGCGCCUGCGCAUGCCUGUGUCCUAUUAAGGCUAUUAUAUACCCGCAUGCAAGCACAAGCGUCCCCUCCCAAGUCCCAACUCCCAACUCCCAACUCUGAUCGCUGGGUAGCUUUGCUAGCAGCUGUGUUUGGUCUCUCUCUUUCAUUCUCCUCGGCAUAUUGUGUUUCUUGCCGUUCUACUAGCUCGUCGAACCACCACAGAGCACCUACUACCAGGAAAGCGAGGAAUAAUGAGAAUGCGCGAGUCCUCUGCUAGUUGCGGGAUAUGGCGGGCUCCAACUCCGUCAGCCCCAGCAGCAGCAGCAGCGGUCGUGUUGGUGUUCCUGCUGCUCAUCGUCAGUUCGUCGUCGUCGCACGUCGUUGCCGACGACGGCGCCAGAACGACGACACCACGUGACCACGCCGCCCUGCUCCACGCGGAGGCAUCGGCUGCUGCUGGUGCUCACGCGAGCAGCGGCAGCAGCAGGGCAACCUACUACAGACCAGCGGGCCGGAGUGAGGACGGGUCGCCGUCGGUGGUGGUGGCGGCGGCGGCGGAGGAGGAGGAGGAGGAGGAUAAGCUGUGGUGGCUCAAGGAGCGCGCGGCGGCGACGGGGUCGCGGCUGCCGGACUGCGCGCACGCGUGCGGGCCGUGCUCCCCGUGCCGGCGCGUCAUCGUGAGCUUCAGGUGCGCGAUGCAGGCCUCCGAGUCCUGCCCCGUCGCCUACCGCUGCAUGUGCCGCGGCAGGUUCUUUCGGGUGCCUUCCCCGCUAGACUAGCCUAGAGGAGGACACUGGACUGCUGCUCAUACAUAUGCAUGGACACUCGUCGAUCUUUGGUUAGGAGCUAGGCAUGCAUUUGGCGCCAAAGCUAUGUGAUGUGAUAUAUGUCAGGGACACUCGUCGUCGGUGUUGUACUGUACUGUAUAUGAGUAGCCGUUUGUUCUCUCUCAGUGUCACACUAGUGCUACACUGCUAGGGGUUAAAUGAGUACUAGGAGUUGUGAUGCAUGCUGAUCUCGUUUGGUUGUACUUGUACUUCAAUCCCGGCCCGUUGGAAACACGAGAAAUCUCACGCUGCGAACAGGUCCUUAAUUACCUGUA
Messenger RNA from Zea mays, 1168 nucleotides. RefSeq lists its product as uncharacterized. The coding region runs from base 318 to 845 and encodes 175 amino acids. Lineage: Eukaryota; Viridiplantae; Streptophyta; Magnoliopsida; Poales; Poaceae. The record is from RefSeq and is a predicted model, not a curated record. Gene Ontology annotation, biological process: stomatal complex development; guard cell differentiation. The transcript is spliced from 2 exons.